AUUCUGUUAGAUUCUUUAAAAUUAUUGUAGAAUAGUAUUUAAAGAUAAGUCUCUACGAUUUUAUACAACAACGUUGUAAGGUGAUAAAGUGUAAAUAAAUUAUUUAAGUAAUCCCAUAAUGAAGUUAUAAAACGAUUGCUCAAUAUAAAAUAGCGGUCUAGGUGUUUUAAUUGUUUAAACAGUGUAAAUAAAUUUGAUAAAUGUGUGAGAGGUAUCCGGGACACCUUUUUGGCACUCCUGUCAGUGGCUGGGACAGGGGGUACAAUCCAUUGGAAAAUCAAAUCCAGCAGCAGUACCGGGGUCGUGGUGUAGGGCCAGGUUUGGGUCCGGGGGCGCGCUGCUGGGGCAGUAUGUCGGAGGGGGGCGGCGUGGCGGCCGCGGCCGACUGCAGGACCAACCUUAUCGUCAACUACCUGCCGCAGACAAUGACCGAGAAGGACCUCUAUGCAAUGUUUAUGACUAUCGGACCUAUUGAGAGCUGUCGUGUUAUGAAGGAUUUUAAGACUGGUUACAGCUACGGGUUCGGUUUUGUGAACUUCACGCGGGAGGAGGACGCCGCGCGCGCUAUUGAAACAUUCAACGGAUACCGACUCAGGAAUAAACGGUUAAAGGUGUCGUACGCGCGGCCCUCAGGGGAUGACAUAAAGGACACCAAUCUAUAUGUGAGCAACCUUCCUCGUGCCGUCACUGAUGAACAACUGGAGACUAUCUUCGGCAAAUAUGGCCGCAUUGUGCAGAAACAUAUAUUACGUGAUAAAAAUAAUGGCACGCCGCGAGGUGUCGCCUUUGUAAGGUUUGACAAGAGGGAGGAAGCUCAGGAGGCGAUAGCGGCGCUAAACAACGUAAUACCCGAAGGUGGUACAGAGCCGCUCAGUGUUAAGGUGGCGGAGGAGCACGGCAAGCAGAAGGCUGCAUUCUACGCGGGCUGGGCGGCUGGAUUCCAGCACAAUAGAGGGCACAGACCUCUGUCAAAGAAAUUAUUGGGACUUAGUCAGCCAUACUGCUCCAUACAAGGUGACUUCUCGUGGAGCUGCGGUAAUUGUAUGGUGCCUGAACCGUGGGAGACAUUCCAGAAUCCACCCCUAGGCGGAAGUCACCCCAACACGCCCAGAAACGGUUGCAGACCGGGCGCCUGUGCUAAUACCAGGGUAUACCCAAACUAUCCCCCGAAUAAAAACAACCCUAGGACUCCAAGACAAGUGAGAAACCUUCCAUGGGCACCGACUUUUCCUGAAGAAAGGUUUAAAGGUCAAAGGUGUAGGAAUGGCACAGCGCCAUAUUGGUGAUGUUGGUUGUACAGUAUUGGUGUAAAGUUGAUUCAUAUUUUGAAAGAUAUGCUAUGAACUCUUGUCAUUACUUGUGUUGUACUGUGUACAUGUAUGAAAUGCGCGUUUUUUUUGGUUGUAUGACUUCGUUGUUUGAAGUUUUUUUAUUGGUGUAGAAGUUCUGUUUGGUCGGAAUGUUUGAAUAUGAUUGGUUUAAAUAAGUUUAGGUUUUUUUUUAUGUGUUUUCUGGUAUACUUUGUCAGAAAUGUACACAGUAAUACAUUUUUGAUGUUGUAAAUUU
Molecule: messenger RNA, 1566 nt
Organism: Papilio machaon (common yellow swallowtail)
Lineage: Eukaryota; Metazoa; Arthropoda; Insecta; Lepidoptera; Papilionidae
Gene: Sxl
Product: sex-lethal homolog
Exons: 9
Coding region: 201-1286 (361 amino acids)
Cellular component (GO): ribonucleoprotein complex; cytosol
Molecular function (GO): mRNA binding
Source: RefSeq, a predicted model, not a curated record